GUUUUCUUUCACUUUGUCACAAUAAUUAUUUUUAAUUUACGGUACAAGACAAGGUACGUUGUAGGAUCCUGAUCCUAGCUAGCUAGCUACGUACUACCGAUACCAGCUAAAAUACCUUGCUUAUCAAGAGCCUUUUGGGACCAUCCUGCGCCUGCACCUGUGCUGAGAUAGUACUACAGGCCGCUAUGAAUGAAGAGAGGCAAUCACUGAUGGCCAACCAAGCCCCUCCACCUACGGCACCCCCUCCAGCCUACACGUCUGGACCCACCCACAGCCCCCCACAGUAUCCCCCACAGUAUGUCAAUCCACCUCAGGGCCAGGGAGCACCUCAGCAUUACCCUCCACAAGGCUACCCUCAACAGCAGCGUGAAGUGACCGUGGUCACAGCCGUACCAGUUCAGCAACGAGAGGUGUGGUUUUCUCCCGGUGGUGCAAUCUUGCCACAACCUGAUCCAGGCCGUCGUGUCAUUGGCGGAACAGCUCGAUAUCGUUAUGGCAUGCUAGCGUCCACUAGCUACACUUAUGCUGACCAGCUGCCUUGUCUGACGAGUACGAUGCUUGUGUUCAUCGUCCUUUGUUUCUUCAUUGGGUCCCCCCUCUCUCUGAUGUGCUCUUUACCCGCUUACUACUUCAUCAACAAGGCGAAUGAGGAGGCUAAUGUCCAGAAUGACAUAUCAGCUGCCAGGGACUCUUACCGUGGUUACAAAGUUUCAGUUUGGGGCUUAAGCUUCUGGUUUGGAAUUACCUUGGGGUUGACCAUCACACUGGGCGUACUGGGUGGCACAGGGGUCCUCUGAGGCCAUCAUCGAUGCUGGACAAUGGACAAAAUCUAUGUUGUGUUUAACCUUAAUAAUUACUAUGUGUUUUGACUAUGAUUAUAGCUUGCUUACAAAGUAUCAAUAUUAACUUGUAAUUAUGUUCAAGUUCUUAUAAAUUAAUUUUUUAUUCCCUUAA
Messenger RNA from Halichondria panicea, 954 nucleotides. RefSeq lists its product as uncharacterized. The record is from RefSeq and is a predicted model, not a curated record. NCBI's taxonomy places the organism in Eukaryota, Metazoa, Porifera, Demospongiae, Suberitida, Halichondriidae. The transcript has 3 exons. Bases 186 to 797 code for a protein of 203 amino acids.